AUGGCGCCACGACGCGCAGGUCAGCCCUUCCGCCGGGUGGGCAAGUUGGGCAACACAUCCUACGGCCCACGGAAACCCAAGACGGUUGAUGCCUCGUCACUCCGCAGCGGCGAGGGCACCUCGCAAAACGAAAAACUCGAAUCCACGCGCCUCGCCCACCGCAUCGAUGAGACUAUGGGCUUCGCACGCUUCGACUCCGGCAAGAAGAAAGUGGGAUGGCUUGUCAACAUGCAUUCGACAACAAUAGAAGACGAGGAUGUACCGGGUGGCAGAGCCGGCGUAGACUUUUACUUCAUUGGCGACGAAGGUGACACAUUCAAAGCGACGCUCGAAUACGACCCAUACUUUCUGCUGGCGAUCAAGAAGGGCAGGGAACAAGACGUGGAAGAAUACUGCAAAAAAUCGUACGAGGGCUUGAUCAAGUCGAUCAAGACGGUCGAGAAGGAGGAUCUGAGCAUGCCAAAUCAUCUGACAGGAUACCGGAGAAAGUUCUUGCAACUCACAUUCGCCAACGUAAACGACCUCUUGGCUGUCAGGAAAGCGGUCGCACCAGUGGUAGAGAAGAACAAGAAGAACGUCAAUGCGAUGGAUACAUAUGCCGAGGUUGCAAAUGGCAACGGCGCAUUUGACUUUUUUGAUAACGACGAGUACGAAUACGAGAAACGAUUUACGACCACCGUUGACGCGAGCGAUUUCAUUUUAGACAUUCGGGAAUACGACGUUCCCUACCACGUACGAGUGGCUAUCGACAAGGACGUUCGGAUCGGAAACUGGUACACUGUCGAGGCCAAGCAUGGCGUAAUCAGCAUCAAGUGCAUAGAGGACCGCCUUACACCAGCGGAUCCCGUCGUCAUGGCCUACGAUAUCGAAACAACGAAGCUCCCGCUGAAAUUUCCCGACGCAGCCAUCGAUCAGAUCAUGAUGAUAUCGUACAUGAUCGACGGUCAGGGAUUUCUCAUCACCAACCGCGAAAUCGUAUCAGAAGAUAUUUCGGACUUUGAGUACACGCCAAAACCAGAAUAUCAGGGUCCAUUCAUAAUCUUCAACGAGCCGGACGAGAAGGGGGUGCUGGAACGUUUCUUCGAACACAUCAAGGAAGCUAAGCCAACAGUCAUGGUCACCUACAACGGAGACUUCUUCGAUUGGCCGUUCGUCGAAGCAAGAGCUAGCGUACAGGGUAUCGACAUGUAUCAAGAAAUUGGGUUCAGAAAGAAUAGCGAGGACAUCUAUCAGUCAGACUAUUGUGCUCAUAUGGAUGCCUUCUCUUGGGUCAGUCGAGACAGUUACCUACCUCAAGGAAGUCGUGGUCUGAAGGCUGUUACUAUGGCUAAGCUUGGAUACGACCCCGACGAGCUCGAUCCGGAACUCAUGACACCUUAUGCAGCUGAACGACCGCAAACACUUGCAGAGUACUCUGUCUCCGACGCUGUCGCGACCUACUACUUAUACAUGAAGUAUGUGCACCCGUUCAUCUUCGCUUUGUGCAAGAUCCUACCACUCGGACCAGACGACGCGCUGCGCAAGGGUACAGGUACCCUUUGCGAGAUGCUUUUGAUGGUGCAGGCAUACCAGAAAGGCAUCGUCCUACCGAACAAGCAUCAGGCGCCGAAGGAAGCUUUCUGGGAAGGCCAUCUUCUGGAGUCCGAGACUUAUGUUGGUGGUCACGUCGAAGCGCUGGAAGCUGGCGUGUUCCGAAGCGACAUCGCAUAUAAUUUCGCUGUCGACCCUACGGCUAUUGAUGAGUUGCUCCACGAUCUCGAUGCGGCGCUUAAGUUCAGCAUCGAGGUUGAAGAAAAGAAGAAGAUGGAGGACGUCGUCAACUACGAUGAGAUCAAGGCCGAGAUCGUUGAGAAGCUCAUGCAACUCAAAACUACACCGAAUCGUAACGAGCGACCCCUCAUCUACCAUUUGGACGUUGCAUCUAUGUAUCCGAACAUCAUGACAACUAAUCGUUUACAACCCGAUUCCAUGAUUGACGAGUCAAAUUGCGCGGCUUGCGACUUCAACCGCCCAGGAAAAACGUGCGAUCGCCGAAUGCCAUGGGCUUGGAGAGGUGAGUACCUCCCAGCUAAACGCGACGAAUACAACAUGGUCCGAAAUGCUUUGGAAAACGAGCAAUUCCCUGGAAGAUUUCCCAAUUCGCCAAAGAGAACAUUCCAAGAACUGUCGGAAGACGAACAGGCUACUCUGAUUAGGAAGCGUCUGACCGACUACUCCAAGAAGAUCUACCACAAGGUCCACGAUGCUACGACAAUCGAGCGAGAGGCCAUCAUCUGUCAGCGUGAGAAUCCAUUCUACGUCGACACCGUCAGUGGCUUCCGUGACCGACGUUACGAUUUCAAGGGCAAACAGAAGGUCUGGAAGGGCAAGACGGAGGCACUCAAGGCAGCCGGCGCUCCUGCUACCGAAGUUGAGGAUGCAAAGAAGAUGAUUGUUCUGUUUGACUCUAUGCAGUUGGCUCACAAGGUCAUUCUCAACUCCUUUUACGGAUAUGUCAUGCGAAAAGGAUCCCGUUGGUACUCCCUCGAGAUGGCCGGUGUCACUUGCUUGACUGGUGCCCGCAUCAUCCAAUUGGCCCGCUCUCUAGUCGAGCGCAUUGGACGACCCCUGGAGCUUGACACCGACGGUAUCUGGGCUAUUCUACCAGCGACCUUUCCGGAAAACUUUGCUUUCAAACUCAGCAACGGCAAGAAGCUGACGAUCUCGUAUCCUUGCACGAUGUUGAACCACUUGGUCCACGCGCAGUACACCAACCACCAGUACGAGACACUGGUAGACCCAGAAACCUUCCGGUACGAGAAGCAUAGCGACAACUCCAUCUUCUUCGAAGUCGAUGGGCCGUACAAGGCUAUGAUCUUGCCGACAUCGAAGGAAGAGGAUAAGAACUUAAAGAAGCGUUAUGCUGUGUUCAACCACGACGGUAGCUUGGCAGAACUGAAGGGUUUUGAGGUGAAGCGUCGUGGUGAGCUAAAGCUCAUCAAGAAUUUCCAGGCUCAGAUCUUCAAGUUCUUCUUGGAAGGUACAACACUGGAAGAAACGUAUGGAGCCGUCGCGAAGGUCGCCAACCGAUGGCUCGAUAUUCUCGACACUCGUGGAGCGACACUGGCAGAUGAAGAGCUCAUCGAUCUCAUUGUGGAGAACAAGAGUAUGACUAAGACGUUGGAGGAGUAUGGAGCGCAAAAGUCUACUGCUAUCACAACUGCCAAACGUCUCGCUGAGUUUUUGGGCGAACAGAUGGUGAAAGACAAGGGUCUAAACUGCAAGUACAUCAUCUCCAAGACGCCCAGGAACGCUCCCGUCACUGAACGUGCCGUUCCUUUGGCGAUCUUUUCGGCAGAGGAAACUGUCAAAAGGUACUUCUUGAGGAAAUGGUUGCGAGACGAUCCUGGGGAGAUGGACCUUCGAUCUAUCCUUGACUGGGAUUAUUACCGCGAACGUCUGGCGUCUGUCAUCCAAAAGCUCAUUACCAUCCCUGCAGCAUACCAGAAAGUCCGAAACCCCGUUCCCAGGGUGCCGCAUCCUGAUUGGCUUGACCGCAGGAUCCGUCAGAAGGAGGACAAGCUCCAACAGACAAAGAUGACGGAUAUGUUCAGCAAGAAGGUGUUAACCAACGGCGACGCCAACGUUGCGAACAACAAGCUGUCUGGGGAUUUCGAAGACUUCGGCUCUGCAAAGCUAACGCAGAAUCAAUCCCAGAUGAAGAAGGGCAUAGUCACUAAGAUGGUGGCGAAGCGCAAGGAGCCCGAGCCUGCAGUACCUAUUGUCGACCCAUACGCCGCACUUCCCAAAGUCAUGCCGAGCAUCGAUGAAGACUAUUCCGGAUGGUUGAUGUACCAGAAACAGAAGUGGAAGAUUCAGCGAGAAGCACGGAAGCGCAGACGACAGCUGUUCGGAGAGAAGGCUGUUGAUGCGUCCGAUGCGAUCGGUAGCUUUUUCCGGAACCAGGCUCAAUCUUUGUACAUCAGUACAUGGCAGCUUGUUCAGCUGCGACCGACCGAGACGCCAGGCGAGGUCAGAGCUUUCAUUCUGAUCGACAAGAAGAUACACGCCCUCAAGAUCAUCGUGCCUCGACAAUUGUAUCUGAACCUGAGGAGUGAAGAUCUUCCAGAUGUCUCGAUUAGUGGGUGCUCUGUGGAGAAGGUCGUCAACCAUUCUCUGCCGAACGGGCAUCCAUCGAUCCAUCUGUUCAAGCUCCAGAUGUCGGAAGAGACAUACGUCCAGGAAGCAAACAGUAUCUCAGCAUUGUUCAACCAUUCCAGUGUCGAAGGCGUAUACGAGAAGCAUGUGCCACUCAAUAUACGAGCCAUACUUGAGCUGGGUAGUACCUGCACAUUCGACGAGUCGCAGAAGGGUGUGCUCGGAAAGGGUCUUGAACAAGGUUUCGAUCUGUCGGCACUGCGAAAGGUGCCGACAAAAGAGCCAUACCUGGCUGAGGCACCGUUCAACUAUCUAUACCUCUAUCACGUCAGCAGCGGAGACCGCAACAUCUACGGUAUCUUCUCAACAUCAAAGAAUGAGGCGCACAUCGUCAUCCAGAACAAGUCCAAGGAUUCUCAGGGUAUGCCUAACGUCGACCGCAUCUACCGGGAUGCACUGCAACGACGGAUGGAAGACAGCAAUGGCGAACCGUGGCAGACUAUGAUCGAGUACCAGGAUGACAUUCAUUUCAAGACAACGAUGGUGACUACAAAGCGGAAGGCCCUUCUUGAGGUCGGGGACAUUGUCAAAAAGAUGAAGGCAGACGAAAGCGGGCCCAUGAUUGUGGUCAUGCAGUCGCCAAACCAGGCUCUUCUCUCCCACGACAUUCCUAUCCUUAAGGAACUACCCAUCUUACCGCUUCACCCUGAUGAGACUGAUAAGCAACUACCACCACUCGGCUGGCAGGCGUUCAUUGCCAGGCGACUAGUAGGCCACUAUCUUGAUCUUGGGUCCUGGGUUGCCCAUCUGCUGGAGCUUGCUCGCUAUGGAGACGUUCCGCUCUGCAACCUGGAGAGCAACGACCCACGCUUCCUGAUCGAUAUCGCAUAUGCACGACGCUUGCAGAAGGAACGAGUGAUACUCUGGUGGUCUGGUCAGGCGAAGCCAGAUCACGCUGGGUACGAGAAGGAUGACAUUCUUGGGCCCCUGGAGACGGUGGACAUGCCGUCGGUAAACAACCCAGGUACAUACUCGUCAGUAUGCAUCGACAUCAACCUUCGUAACCUCGCUAUCAACACCAUCCUGUCGUCGUCUCUGGUCAACGAGCUUGAGGGUGCAGACUCUGUUUCCUUCAACCCAUCUUAUGAUUCUACGGGUGACGGCUCCCACGUCAUCGUGUCAGACAACGCCUUUGCAGGCGCCGGUAUCACCGUCCUCCGAGAGAUGGUAAAGGCAUGGUGGGUUGAAGCUGUUCAAGCCGGGCACGGCUUUAGUAUGGCUGAUGUCAUGGUCCAACAUCUCGUCCGCUGGGUCAGCAGUCCGGGAUCGUUCCUCUACGACCGCGCACUACACUACUAUGUCCAGAUGAUGUCGAAGAAGACGCUACAGCAACUCAUGACGGAUUUCAAGCGUGUCGGUUCGCACAUCGUAUUUGCUAGUCCGAACCGCCUGCUUCUCCAGACGACUAAAGCUGAAGUGGGUAACGCUUAUGCGUACAGUCAGUACAUCAUCAAGACGAUCAAGUCGAAACCGCUCUUCCAGUUCAUGGAGCUUGAGAUCAAAGAAUACUGGGACUACCUGGUCUGGUAUGACGAGUUCAACUACGGAGGCAAAGGAUGCAAUGAAGUCACCGAGGACGAGACACAGCCGGUUGAGAACAUCAUGUGUUGGCAGCUUGCACAGUUCCUGCCGCCGAAGUUCCAGCCGACCUUCAACGAUUGGGUCGUGGAGUUCAUAGAACUCAUGCACGCACGAAAACGCCCUGGGAUUAUGGAAGACGGCUCGACACCCAGAGUCACCCAGAUCCCGCUCCGACCACUUACUGUCGAUCCGAACGAGCAAACGCAGAUCCUGCCGAAGCAGUUCACUAGACCUCUGUCGAAGCAGAUGAACGUUUUCGCCAAGAAGCAACACGCAGAGGUCUUAGAUCCCCUCUUCGCUUCCGACUAUGUCUUCCCCGAGCUUCCGGGCUCGCAUCUCAAGCUCACGAAUCCGGUCUUGCAACUCGUCAAGAGCAUCAUGCAAGUGCUAAGUCUGGAUCGUGCCAUCUCGCUCGAAGCGCGUGCGCUGCGAAAGGAGUUACUGAACCUCUUCGACAUUCGCGAGUUCAGCGCAGAAGCUAGCUUUACCAACCCUAGUGCCGCCCUCGUCGUCCGGGGCGUCAUCUGUGAUGAUUGCACAUCUUCGCGCGACCUGGAUCUCUGCCGCGACUCCUCUCUCCUUCCAGUCAUCCUUCCCGACAGCGACGCCGCCCCCGUCCUUCCCAAAUGGAAGUGCGACAACUGCGAGUCAACCUACGACAAACGACGCAUCGAAGAGCAACUCGUCGGCGAAGUGCAGAAGAUGGUACUCGAGUGGUGUACGCAAGAUCUGAAGUGCGGCAAGUGCAAGAGGCUACGCAGCAAUGAGUUUAUGGAACACUGUGCUUGCGCAGGCGAGUGGGUAGCUACGAAGAACAAGCAGGAGAUCAAGAGGAAGAUGAAUGUGUACGGCAAUGUUGCAAGAUUCUAUACAUUGGGCAUGUUGGAGGCUGUUGUUGAGGAGUGUUUGGAGAGUUUCUGA
This is a messenger RNA of Alternaria ventricosa, 6699 nucleotides long. It is a transcript of the gene POL2, whose product is annotated as DNA polymerase epsilon catalytic subunit. Gene Ontology annotation, cellular component: epsilon DNA polymerase complex; nucleus. Lineage: Eukaryota; Fungi; Ascomycota; Dothideomycetes; Pleosporales; Pleosporaceae. Bases 1 to 6699 code for a protein of 2232 amino acids. The transcript is spliced from 2 exons. The record is from RefSeq and is a predicted model, not a curated record. Gene Ontology annotation, molecular function: zinc ion binding; DNA binding; single-stranded DNA 3'-5' DNA exonuclease activity. Gene Ontology annotation, biological process: mitotic cell cycle; DNA replication proofreading; DNA replication.